Molecule: messenger RNA, 496 nt
Organism: Mycetomoellerius zeteki
Lineage: Eukaryota; Metazoa; Arthropoda; Insecta; Hymenoptera; Formicidae
Product: membrane-bound alkaline phosphatase-like
Exons: 3
Coding region: 2-496 (164 amino acids)
Biological process (GO): dephosphorylation
Molecular function (GO): alkaline phosphatase activity
Source: RefSeq, a predicted model, not a curated record
GAUGCGGCGCUAUCCACUGCAUAUCAACGUCGCCCUCACCGUCGUGUUAUUGGCGAUGUGUGCAACCGUCGUGCGGGCCGGCAAACGAGAGAGGGAAGUCUGGUAUGAAACGGCAACGCGGGCGAUCGAGACGCGGAUCAGGGAGGCAGCGAGUACCAGCGUUAGCGGCACGACGCCACCGAGUGGAGUGGCACGUGGUGUCGUCCUCUUCGUCGGCGACGGCAUGGGGAUGAGUACCCUCACAGCGGCGAGGAUUCUCGCAGGUCAGCGUCACGGCAACCCGGGUGAAGAGACGCAACUCGCGUGGGAGAGCUUCCCGGCAGUGGCAUUGGCGCGGAUCGUUCGACAACCCGAUGUUCGAGUUCAUAGCGGCUGGGUUAUGACAGCGUUCGUUUUGAUGCUGGGGACCGGUUACACGGUAUUAGACGGUACGAGAACUUCGAUUAACCAUGCUUCUACCUUCGAGGGCAUUGCCGCUCUGAACGUAUCGCACUAA